This is a messenger RNA of Cornus florida, 555 nucleotides long. RefSeq lists its product as uncharacterized. The transcript is spliced from 2 exons. Bases 1 to 555 code for a protein of 184 amino acids. Gene Ontology annotation, molecular function: nucleic acid binding. The record is from RefSeq and is a predicted model, not a curated record. NCBI's taxonomy places the organism in Eukaryota, Viridiplantae, Streptophyta, Magnoliopsida, Cornales, Cornaceae.
AUGAAGUUAUAUUUAUCGGCUGCUGAAGAAUCCAUUGGAGCUAUGUUAGCCCAAGAGAAUGAGGCAGGAAGUGAACAAGCAAUAUAUUAUCUCAGCCGAGUUUUAACUCUAGUCGAGUGUAGAUAUACACCGAUUGAGAAAUUAGGUUUGGCUUUAUAUUUUGCAGCAAUGAAAUUAAGAGUCUAUAUGUUACCUGUUUUUGUUUAUAUUGCAAUUAAGGGAAGAGUAUUGGCAGAUUUUCUUGCCGAUCAUCCUUCGCCUGAAAUUGAGUCACAAGUAUUUGAUGAGCUUGAAUCGGCAUCCAUAUUCUUGACUCCAUGGACUUUAAUGUUCGAUGGUUCAAGUACCAGUGAAGGCUUGGGAGCUGGUAUAAUGAUAAUAUCCCUAACAGGGAAUCAAAUUUCGUUUUCCUUCUUUUUGGAUUUCAGGUGUUCAAAUAAUCAAGCCGAGUAUGAAUCAUUAAUUAUCGGCUUGGAAAUUCUUUUGGAAAUGGCAGUCAAAGAUGUUGACGGUGGCCGUUCCGUGAACGCCAAAAUUGAUGUAGUGGAUGCUUAG